CGUGACUAUUAAAUUUAUGCGGAAUUAAAAUAUAAACGAAAUCGAAUAAGUUUAAAGAUUUCCAGGAAAAGGUAGUAAAAGUAUAAAAUGAAGCAAAUUCUGUCACUCCUCUUUACAGUGUGUACAUUUUCUGAUGUGUUAUCUGCUGUAAAUCUUCAAGAAGAGGAAGUCGGAAAUGGCAGAUAUUCUAUUGAAGGCAAAGUUUUUCCACCCGAAGAACAGGAUUUGUUACCUUGGCAAGUUGACACACGCGUGCAUGUGAAUGGUGGUGAAUACAUAGGUUUCAUCAGAGAUGAUGGUUCAUUCAUCAUACACAAUGUGCCGUCGGGUUCGUAUGUUGUUGAAAUUCUACAUCCCGACUACAUGUACGAGCCAGUUAGAGUAGAGAUCAACUCCAAGGGAAAAUUCAGAGCUAGAAAAGUGAAUUAUAUUCAGACAUCACAAGUUAUCCAAGUGCCAUACCCAUUAAGACUGAAGGCGUUAACAAGGUACAGGUAUUUCCAGGUUAGAGAACAGUGGCGACUAACUGAUUUCCUGUUCAACCCAAUGGUUAUCAUGAUGGUGUUGCCACUGCUGUUUAUUAUGAUCUUACCUAAAAUGAUGAAUGACCCUGAGACCAAGGAGGAUUUGAAACAAAUUAGCAACUUGGCAAAGAUGUCCGACAUGCCUGAAAUGUCUGAGAUGUUCACUUCAUUGUUCAGUGGUGGUGCUACAGCCAAAGCUUCAGCUGCAAAGGCCAAACAAGUGAAAAAGAGGCAGUAGAAAUGUCCUAGUUCAAUUAUUGAUAAGUAUUUAUGAUCAAUAAGUUAUUGAUACUAUGUAUAGUGAUGUAAAAAUUAAAGAAAUUGUUAAAAC
This is a messenger RNA of Spodoptera exigua (beet armyworm), 855 nucleotides long. Lineage: Eukaryota; Metazoa; Arthropoda; Insecta; Lepidoptera; Noctuidae. The record is from the annotation of a GenBank genome assembly.